Lathyrus oleraceus (garden pea) is the source of this 818-nucleotide messenger RNA. RefSeq names its product guanine nucleotide-binding protein subunit gamma 3. The transcript is spliced from 5 exons. The coding region runs from base 245 to 706 and encodes 153 amino acids. The record is from RefSeq and is a predicted model, not a curated record. Lineage: Eukaryota; Viridiplantae; Streptophyta; Magnoliopsida; Fabales; Fabaceae.
CAAAAAAAGCAAAAUCUGAAAACUCUUUCUUUUUUCCAGUUUCCACUUUCCUACAUGACAGUCACGUGUGCUUUGUUACCCUUUUCUCACUUUCUCAGUAAAAUCUCAAUCAAUCCAAUUUUAAGUGCUCAUGUGCAAGUACAAAGUUAGCCCAUUUCUCAAGUUUCUAUCUUUCCACUAACCAACCAUAAAGUUUCAAAUUUUAUUUACUCUCUAGCCAUAGCCAUUGUUGUAGAAAAUUCAAAUGGAUGGUGAAUACAACUUUUCUUCAAUGUCCUUAACAUCAAAACCUUCAUUGGAGAAACAAAUGAUUCCCAAAUCACCACUUCCAGGGUUUGUAGAUUUUCAUGGGAAGAGAAAACAGAUCGUAAAGAUUCAAGCUUUGGAAAGAGAAAUAAAUUUGCUUCAGGAAGAGUUAAAAUCACUAGAAGGUCUUCACUCAGCUUCAACAUGCUGCAAAGAGCUUGAUGAUUUUGUAGGCUCAAUUUCAGAUCCCUUCACACUCACAGGAAAGCACACAAUCUCUGAAUCUCAUUACUUCAAGAAGCAGAUUAGUCUUCCAUGGAUAUGCUGUUCCUGCAAAUGCUAUCUUCAUAAGAAAGUUGCAAGAGGUUGUUGUUCAUGCUGUUCAUCAUCAAACUUCAAAUGUUUUGGCAGCAGUUGCUUGAAGAGUACUAGAUUGUCCAAAAUUGUUGCUAAGUUUUGAAGUUGUUACACACAUCUUGUGUUUGAUGUUGUUGUGUUAUUCUUUGUAAAGUAUGGAUCUAUGUUUUGAUUGUUUGAAUUAUUGGGUAUUGUUAUAUACAUUUUAUGAAUAA